Messenger RNA from Prorocentrum cordatum, 10788 nucleotides. NCBI's taxonomy places the organism in Eukaryota, Dinophyceae, Prorocentrales, Prorocentraceae. The record is from the annotation of a GenBank genome assembly.
AUGGCGCCCCACCUCAGCAAGAGGGAGCUCGACCGCUGCUUCUCGCUCUACGCCACUGGGAAGACCCCGGUGGAGAUACGCGACCUCGUUAGUCGGACCCGUGAGUCCCUCGACGAGACUGGGCCGGAUUUGACGACCGUCCGCCGGGCCCUCCGGGGCGCCGCGCACAGGCGUGGCCCAGCGGAGACUCGCGGCCGCAAGCCCAAGCUCACGGCCGUCAAGCUCCGCGCCUUGAACAACGCGCGGGUUCGUUUGAUUCGGGCGGCCAAGGGCGAGGCCGAGGUUCACCUCAAGGACGUGAUGAAGGCCGCGCGGGUCUCCGACGUCCACAAGGGCACGGCCUCCAGGCACUUCAAGCGCCUCGGGGUCACCUGGCGCGCCCCCCGCGCGGAGCCGCUCCGCGGCUCCGCAGAGGCGGAGGAGCGCGUGGCGGCGCGUUCCGGGUGGAAGCGGCUCCCGGGCAACUAUUUCACGCACCAGGUCGAUGCCAUCAUCGACAAUAAGGUGUUCCCCAUUCCCAUGACCAAGCGGGCGAAGACGCACGCAAAGAAGAGUCGCGUUCGCGGCCACCUUCGCACCAAGGCAGAGGGGGUCCUCAAGCCUUUCACGAAGCCGAAGGGGAACCGGAACAGGGUGAACCCAGGCGCCAAGGUUCACGUGGCCGCAGCCAUCGUGAACAACAAGGUCCGCGUCUGGCACUACCUGCCCACCCUGUGGUGCGCCGACGCAGCCUGCGAUUUCUACGCGGGCGUCCUCGCUCCCGCGCUUCGCCGUUGCCGGAAGGGGCGCCGCGCCUUCCGCAUCCUGGAGGAUAACGACCCCACGGGGUACAAGAGCAAGAAGGCCGUUGACUGCAAGCGGCGGGGUCUCAAGAUCACCCCCAUCAAGUUCCCCAAGUAUUCCCCGGACUUGAACCCCCUCGACUACUUCCUCUGGGCGGAGGUCAACCGGCGAAUGGCAGAGCAGAGCGCGCCGGCCAACGAGUCUCAGAGCGCUUGCAAGGCGCGCCUCAGGCGCGUCGCCAUGGGCAUCCCGAAGAGCGUCAUCAGGGCAGCCGUGGCUAAGAUGAAGACGAAGGCGGCGGAGGACCGCGGGACGAAGACCAUGCAGCGGUUCGUCCGCAGCCGAGUGCGCAAGCUGACGGCGGACCUUGAGGAGACGAAGGAGUGGGCGUCUGCCCGCGAGAACGCGGCCUUCGAGGCGGUGGACGAUUGGACGCUCGUGUGCCGCUGCGCUGAGGAGACAUGUCCCCAUGGCCCGGCGUGCUCGUACAGGUCAGCCGUGGAGACCAUCUUCUCCCGCAGCGCCGCUUCUUUCGACGUUCGGGAGCUCGCGGCGUCUCUGCGGGACAUUCUGAUGGUCGGCCCGAAGAAGACGACGAGGGUGCCCUUCCUGGUGGGGCCGUCGAAUUCCGGGAAGAGCACGGUGGUUUACCCUUUCGACGACUUGUUCACUCCGAAACGGGUUCUGCACAAGCCUGCCUUGGGCUCCUCCUUUGGACUCCGGAACCUGGCCAGCGGCACGAAGCGGUUCAUCUUCUGGGACGACUUCCGGCCGGUUGAGUUCGCCCACGAGAUGACCGUCCCCGUCUCUUUGUUCUUGUCUCUGUUCGUCGGCCAGCACACCGAGAUCCAGGUUUCCCAGUCCUUCAACGACGGGAACAAGGACGUCUGCUGGAACCACGCCGCCGUUUUCACGGGCAAGCUGGAGGGCCUCUGGGGGACGACGAAUAAGGUGGGUGCGGAGGACAUCCGGCACAUGCAGAACCGCGCGAGGCAGUUCCCAUUCACCUCCGUCUUGUCGGACGGCUCUUUGCAGGACGUACUCUCGUGUGCUCCGCGCAUGACCGCGUGGAUCGUCCGGGAGGCGGCAAAGUUCGACGCCGUCGGCGUUUUCCGCCCGGCGCCCGCUGCGCUGGUCGGGGCAGACGCGGGCGUGCCGCCUGUGAGCGGCUUCGACGACCUCGUGUCCGACGCGCGCAUACCCCGCGCGCAGGCAGACGCCUUGCUGGCGAAUGUCCGCGCGAUGGGUGCGGCUGCCGUGGACGAGGUGCUCCCCGCGGACUGGGCCCGUCUGAAUUCGUGGGCCUUGCUGCAGGCCCGCGCGGGCGCCGAGGCUUUUGCCGGGCCAGACCGAACCGCGCCAGGACCCGCGUCCAUGUCGACGGCGGACGCCCCAGGCUGUUGCGGUGAUCACCAGCCUUGUAGCGCCCACAGGCGCUUCGGCUCAAGCCGUUCUUACUUAAUGGGCUCUGAGGUGCUCUCAGGCUUUGAAGUGGUGCUCACAGCCGUCCUGGUGCUCAUGGCCAUUGGCGUGGACGCCGAGGCCGUCGAAACCAAAGCCAUCCGGGACGCCUUGAAGGCCGUCUUAGUAGGCAAGGACUUGAAACACAUUUCGUCGCGUGAGUGUCGCCGCCAGGUCGCUUUGAAACUCGGUUUGCAAGAGCAUGCUUUGGACCAACGCAAGCACGAGUUCAAGAGCCUGACAACCGAGGUCGUUUCGGAAACGCAGCCCGACCAGGACGCCGCGUCGCCUCUGGAGACCGUGUUGGCUGAGGCCGAGAAGCUGGACUCGUUGCAGUGGGUAUACUUGGUGACCAUAUCGCGCGUCCUGGACGCGACCCUUCCCGACGGCCGCCAGUACCGCGAUCUUGGCACGAUGAGCCGGGAGGACAGCGGAAAAGCAGUGGCCGACGCAUUCAACAAUCCGAUUCCGACUGGGUCCGCGGGCGGCCGCACUAGGCAGGAACCGGACGGCCAAGCGCUCGUGUCCAUGGCGGUGGUGUUCCAGGAGAAGCACAAAGACGGCGCGAUCCAUUUCCACGUUGCUGUGAAGCUGACUAGGUCGGGCCGUUUCCAGCAGGCCAAGCGCACUCUGCGCGAGCGCCAUUUGUUGCCGAGCCAUUUCUCUGGUUCCCACCAGCGAAUGUGGAGCGCCGUGAGGUACGGGUAUAUGGAGACCCCAGCCAAACCAGAUGUCGACGACGCCCCGUGGGUGUGGCAGCCAGACUGGGCCGGGUUCGCGCGCGAGAACGACGCCAUCGACCUCUUCGAGAUGUCGCAGGAGCCAUACAUGGCAGGCGUGUGGGUGAAGCGCCGGGAGGCCACGGACAAGGCGGCCGGGGCGAUGGGCACGAAGACGACGUUCGACCUCGUAGACUUGACUUCGACCAUCAUCGCCAAGCACUUGUGGACGAAGGGCAGCCUGAUGGCGUACGUCCAGGACCGCGGGACGAAGGCCAUGCAGCGGUUCGUCCGCAGCCGAGUGCGCAAGCUGACGGCGGACCUUGAGGAGACGAAGGAGUGGGCGUCUGCCCGCGAGAACGCGGCCUUCGAGGCGGUGGACGAUUGGACGCUCGUGUGCCGCUGCGCUGAGGAGACAUGUCCCCAUGGCCCGGCGUGCUCGUACAGGUCAGCCGUGGAGACCAUCUUCUCCCGCAGCGCCGCUUCUUUCGACGUUCGGGAGCUCGCGGCGUCUCUGCGGGACAUUCUGAUGGUCGGCCCGAAGAAGACGACGAGGGUGCCCUUCCUGGUGGGGCCGUCGAAUUCCGGGAAGAGCACGGUAGUUUACCCUUUCGACGACUUGUUCACUCCGAAACGGGUUCUGCGCAAGCCUGCCUUGGGCUCCUCCUUUGGACUCCGGAACCUGGCCAGCGGCACGAAGCGGUUCAUCUUCUGGGGCGACUUCCGGCCGGUUGAGUUCGCCCACGAGAAGACCGCCCCCGUCUCUUUGUUCCUGUCUCUGUUCGUCGGCCAGCACACCGAGAUCCAGGUUUCCCAGUCCUUCAACGACGGGAACAAGGGCGUCUGCUGGAACCAUGGCGCCGUUUUCACGGGCAAGCUGGAGGGCCUCUGGGAGACGACGAAUAAGGUGGGUGCGGAGGACAUCCGGCACAUGCAGAACCGCGUGAGGCAGUUCCCAUUCACCUCCGUCUUGUCGGACGGCUCUUUGCAGGACGUACUCUCGUGUGCUCCGUGCAUGACCGCGUGGAGCGUCCGGGAGGCGGCAAAGUUCGACGCCGUCGGCGUUUUCCGCCCGGCGCCCGCUGCGCCGGUCGGGGCAGACGCGGGCGUGCCGCCUGUGAGCGGCUUCGACGACCUCAUGUCCGACGCGCGCAUACCCCGCGCGCAGGCAGACGCCUUGCUGGCGGAUGUCCGCGCGAUGGGUGCGGUUGCCGUGGACGAGGUGCUCCCCGCGGACUGGGUCCGUCUGAAUUCGUGGGCCUUGCUGCUCCCGCUCCAGAAGCGCAGCCAUCUGACCCCUUUUUCGGUCGCGGGCCCAGAUGGCGCCCCACCUCAGCAAGAGGGAGCUCAACCGCUGCUUCUCGCUUACGCCGCUGGGAAGACCCCGGUGGAGAUACGCGACCUCGUUAGUCGGACCCGUGAGUCCCUCGACGAGACUGGGCCGGAUUUGACGACCGUCCGCCGGGCCCUCCGGGGCGCCACGCACAGGCGUGGCCCAGCGGAGACUCGCGGCCGCAAGCCCAAGCUCACGGCCGUCAAGCUCCGCGCCUUGAACAACGCGCGGGUUCGUUUGACUCGGGCGGCCAAGGGCGAGGCCGAGGUUCACCUCAAGGACGUGAUGAAGGCCGCGCGGGUCUCCGACGUCCACAUGGGCACGGCCUCCAGGCACUUCAAGCGCCUCGGGGUCACCUGGCGCGCUCCCCGCGCGGAGCCGCUCCGCGGCUCCGCGGAGGCGGAGGAGCGCGUGGCGGCGCGUUCGGGGUGGAAGCGGCUCCCGGGCAACUAUUUCACGCACCAGGUCGAUGCCAUCAUCGACAAUAAGGUGUCCCCCAUCCCCAUGACCAAGCGGGCGAAGACGCACGCAAAGAAGAGUCGCGUUCGCGGCCACCUUCGCACCAAGGCAGAGGGGGCGCCAAGGUCCAAGGUUCACGUGGCCGCAGCCAUCGUGAACAACAAGGUCCGCGUCUGGCACUACCUGCCCACCCUGUGGUGCGCCGACGCAGCCUGCGAUUUCUACGCGGGCGUCCUCGCUCCCGCGCUUCGCCGUUGCCGGAAGGGGCGCCGCGCCUUCCGCAUCCUGGAGGAUAACGACCCCACGGGGUACAAUAGCAAGAAGGCCGUUGACUGCAAGCGGCGGGGUCUCAAGAUCACCCCCAUCAAGUUCCCCAAGUAUUCCCCGGACUUGAACCCCCUCGACUAUUUCCUCUGGGCGGAGGUCAACCGGCGAAUGGCAGAGCAGAGCGCGCCGGCCAACGAGUCUCAGAGCGCUUACAAGGCGCGCCUCAGGCGCGUCGCCAUGGGCAUCCCGAAGAGCGUCAUCAGGGCAGCCGUGGCUAAGAUGAAGACGAAGGCGGCGGAGGGCGUCGUGGCCGAGGGAGGUGCUCGGCUGCCCAUGGCGAGGGCCCUGCGGUGCUCGCGACUCCUGCGCUUUACGCGCGUUUGCCUUAGUGCAGGCCAGCGCGGGACACAGCCUGCGUAUCAUUGCGGCUUCAUGUCGUUUGCACGUGAGUCCAGAACAUCGUGCAACGCGUUGCCCGCGCGUCUGAUGGCGCACGUCCAGGACCGCGGGACGAAGACCAUGCAGCGGUUCGUCCGCAGCCGAGUGCGCAAGCUGACGGCGGACCUUGAGGAGACGAAGGAGUGGGCGUCUGCCCGCGAGAACGCGGCCUUCGAGGCGGUGGACGAUUGGACGCUCGUGUGCCGCUGCGCUGAGGAGACAUGCCCCCAUGGCCCGGCGUGCUCGUACAGGUCAGCCGUGGAGACCAUCUUCUCCCGCAGCGCCGCUUCUUUCGACGUUCGGGAGCUCGCGGCGUCCCUGCGGGACAUUCUGAUGGUCGGCCCGAAGACGACGAGGGUGCCCUUCCUGGUGGGGCCGUCGAAUUCCGGGAAGAGCACGGUGGUUUACCCUUUCGACGACUUGUUCACUCCGAAACGGGUUCUGCACAAGCCUGCCUUGGGCUCCUCCUUUGGACUCCGGAACCUGGCCAGCGGCACGAAGCGGUUCAUCUUCUGGGACGACUUCCGGCCGGUUGAGUUCGCCCACGAGAAGACCGUCCCCGUCUCUUUGUUCCUGUCUCUGUUCGUCGGCCAGCACACCGAGAUCCAGGCUUCCCAGUUCUUCAACGACGGGAACAAGGACGUCUGCUGGAACCACGGCGCCGUUUUCACGGGCAAGCUGGAGGGCCUCUGGGGGACGACGAAUAAGGCGGGUGUGGAGGACAUCCGGCACAUGCAGAACCGCGCGAGGCAGUUCCCAUUCACCUCCGUCUUGUCGGACGGCUCUUUGCAGGACGUACUCUCGUGUGCUCCGUGCAUGACCGCGUGGAUCGUCCGGGAGGCGGCAAAGUUCGACGCCGUCGGCGUUUUCCGCCCGGCGCCCGCUGCGCCGGUCGGGGCAGACGCGGGCGUGCCGCUUGUGAGCGGCUUCGACGACCUCAUGUCCGACGCGCGCAUACCCCGCGCGCAGGCAGACGCCUUGCUGGCGGAUGUCCGCGCGAUGGGUGCGGUUGCCGUGGACGAGGUGCUCCCCGCGGACUGGGUCCGUCUGAAUUCGUGGGCCUUGCUGCAGGUGCUCUCAGGCUUUGAAGUGGUGCUCACAGCCGUCCUGGUGCUCAUGGCCAUUGGCGUGGACGCCGAUGCCGUCGAAACCAAAGCCAUCCGGGACGCCUUGAAGGCCGUCUUAGUAGGCAAGUCCAUGGCGGUGGUGUUUCCAGGAGAGAAGCACAAAGACGGCGCGAUCCAUUUCCACGUUGCUGCGAAGCUGACUAGGUCGGGCCGUUUCCAGCAGGCCAAGCGCACUCUGCGUGAGCGCCAUUUGUUGCCGAGCCAUUUCUCUGGUUCCCACCAGCGAAUGUGGAGCGCCGUGAGGUGCGGGUAUAUGGAGACCCCAGCCAAACCAGAUGUCGACGACGCCCCGUGGGUGUGGCAGCCAGACUGGGCCGGGUUCGCGCGCGAGAACGACGCCAUCGACCUCUUCGAGAUGUCGCAGGAGCCAUACAUGGCAGGCGUGUGGGUGAAGCGCCGGGAGGCCACGGACAAGGCGGCCGGGGCGAUGGGCACGAAGACGACGUUCGACCUCGUAGACUUGACCUCGACCAUCAUCGCCAAGCACUUGUGGACGAAAGGGCAGCCUGAAGGCGGUGGACGAUUGGACGCUCGUGUGGGGCUGGCUGGAGAAUUUUCCCCCUGGCACGGGUGCGCCGUACAGGUCAGUCCGUGGAUGGAGACCAGCUUCUCCCGCAGCGCCGUUCUUUCGACGGUGGGGGGAGCUCGCGGCGUCCUGCGGGACAUUCUGAUGGUCGGCCCGAAGAAGACGACGAGGGUGCCCUUCCUGGUGGGGCCGUCGAAUUCCGGGAAGAGCACGGUAGUUUACCCUUUCGACGACUUGUUCACUCCGAAACGGGUUCUGCACAAGCCUGCCUUGGGCUCCUCCUUUGGACUCCAGAACCUGGCCAGCGGCACGAAGCGGUUCAUCUUCUGGGGCGACUUCCGGCCGGUUGAGUUCGCCCACGAGAAGACCGUCCCCGUCUCUUUGUUCCUGUCUCUGUUCGUCGGCCAGCACACCGAGAUCCAGGUUUUCCAAUCCUUCAACGACGGGAACAAGGGCGUCUGCUGGAACCACGGCGCCGUUUUCACGGGCAAGCUGGAGGGCCUCUGGGAGACGACGAAUAAGGCGGGUGCGGAGGACAUCCGGCACAUGCAGAACCGCGCGAGGCAGUUCCCAUUCACCUCCGUCUUGUCGGACGGCUCUUUGCAGGACGUACUCUCGUGUGCUCCGUGCAUGACCGCGUGGAGCGUCCGGGAGGCGGCAAAGUUCGACGCCGUCGGCGUUUUCCGCCCGGCGCCCGCUGCGCCGGUCGGGGCAGACGCGGGCGUGCCGCCUGUGAGCGGCUUCGACGACCUCAUGUCCGACGCGCGCAUACCCCGCGCGCAGGCAGACGCCUUGCUGGCGGAUGUCCGCGCGAUGGGUGCGGUUGCCGUGGACGAGGUGCUCCCCGCGGACUGGGUCCGUCUGAAUUCGUGGGCCUUGCUGCUCCCGCUCCAGAAGCGCAGCCAUCUGACCCCUUUUUCGGUCGCGGGCCCAGAUGGCGCCCCACCUCAGCAAGAGGGAGCUCAACCGCUGCUUCUCGCUUACGCCGCUGGGAAGACCCCGGUGGAGAUACGCGACCUCGUUAGUCGGACCCGUGAGUCCCUCGACGAGACUGGGCCGGAUUUGACGACCGUCCGCCGGGCCCUCCGGGGCGCCGCGCACAGGCGUGGCCCAGCGGAGACUCGCGGCCGCAAGCCAAAGCUCACGGCCGUCAAGCUCCGCGCCUUGAACAACGCUCGGGUUCGUUUGACUCGGGCGGGUGUGGCCAUGGGCGAGGCCGCCGAGGUUUACCUCAUGGCGGGGGGGCGCGUGGCCGUGCGUUCGGGGUGGAAGCGGCUCCCGGGCAACUAUUUCACGCACCAGGUCGACGCCAUCAUCGACAAUAAGGUGUCCCCCAUCCCCAUGACCAAGCGGGCGAAGACGCACGCGAAGAAGAGUCGCGUUCGCGGCCACCUUCGCACCAAGGUCCUCAAGCCUUUCACGAAGCCGAAGGGGAACCAGAACAGGGUGGACCCAGGCGCCAAGGUUCACGUGGCCGCAGCCAUCGUGAACAACAAGGUCCGCAUCUGGCACUACCUGCCCACCCUGUGGUGCGCCGACGCAGCCUGCGAUUUCUACGCGGGCGUCCUCGCUCCCGCGCUUCGCCGUUGCCGGAAGGGGCGCCGCGCCUUCCGCAUCCUGGAGGAUAACGACCCCACGGGGUACAAGAGCAAGAAGGCCGUUGACUGCAAGCGGCGGGGGCUCAAGAUCACCCCCAUCAAGUUCCCCAAGUAUUCCCCGGACAUGAACCCCCUCGACUACUUCCUCUGGGCGGAGGUCAACCGGCGAAUGGCAGAGCAGAGCGCGCCGGCCAACGAGUCUCAGAGCGCUUACAAGGCGCGCCUCAGGCGCGUCGCCAUGGGCAUCCCGAAGAGCGUCAUCAGGGCAGCCGUGGCUAAGAUGAAGACGAAGGCGGCGGAGGUCGUCGUGGCCGAGGGAGGCGGUGGACGAUUGGACGCUCGUGUGCCGCUGCGCUGCUCGUACAGGUCAGCCGUGGAGACCAUCUUCUCCCGCAACGCCGCUUCUUUCGACGUUCGGGAGCUCGCGGCGUCUCUGCGGGACAUUCUGACGGUCGGCCCGAAGAAGACGACGAGGGUGCCCUUCCUGGUGGGGCCGUCGAAUUCCGGGAAGAGCACGGUGGGCUACCCUUUCGACGACUUGUUCACUCCGAAACGGGUUCUGCACAAGCCUGCCUUGGGCUCCUCCUUUGGACUCCGGAACCUGGCCAGCGGCACGAAGCGGUUCAUCUUCUGGGACGACUUCCGGCCGGUUGAGUUCGCCCACAAGAAGACCUUCCCAUUCACCUCCGUCUUGUCAGACGGCUCUUUGCAGGACGUACUCUCGUGUGCUCCGUGCAUGGCCGCGUGGAUCGUCCGGGAGGCGGCAAGGUUCGACGCCGUCGGCGUUUUCCGCCCGGCGCCCGCUGCGCUGGUCGGGGCAGACGCGGGCGUGCCGCCUGUGAGCGGCUUCGACGACCUCAUGUCCGACGCGCGCAUACCCCGCGCGCAGGCAGACGCCUUGCUGGCGGAUGUCCGCGCGAUGGGUGCGGUUGCCAUGGACGAGGUGCUCCCCGCGGACUGGGUCCGUCUGAAUUCGUGGGCCUUGCUGCAGGCCUACGGCAAGGCCUACGGCCAGGCACUGACCUUCCCCAGCCCCAUUCACGGACUUCGAGGCUGCCCGAAGCCGCCCGUCUUGAGGGCGGCGUCAAGAGCGACGCCAGACUAUGAACGCCGCCGCGUGCUCCGGCGUGGCCCAGCGGGGACUCGCGGCCGCAAGCCCAAGCUCACGGCCGUCAAGCUCCGCGCCUUGAACAACGCGCGGGUUCGUUUGAUUCGGGCGGCCAAGGGCGAGGCCGAGGUUCACCUCAAGGACGUGAUGAAGGCCGCGCGGGUCUCCGACGUCCACAAGGGCACGGCCUCCAGGCACUUCAAGCGCCUCGGGGUCACCUGGCGCGCUCCCCGCGCGGAGCCGCUCCGCGGCUCCGAGGAGGCGGAGGAGCGCGUGGCCGUGUGUUCGGGGUGGAAGCGGCUCCCGGGCAACUAUUUCACGCACCAGGUCGAUGCCAUCAUCGACAAUAAGGUGUUCCCCAUCCCCAUGACCAAGCGGGCGAAGACGCACGCAAAGAAGAGUCGCGUUCGCGGCCACCUUCGCACCAAGGCAGAGAGGGUCCUCAAGCCUUUCACGAAGCCGAAGGGGAACCGGAACAGGGUGAACCCAGGCGCCAAGGUUCACGUGGCCGCAGCCAUCGUGAACAACAAGGUCCGCGUCUGGCACUACCUGCCCGCCCUGUGGUGCGCCGACGCAGCCUGCGAUUUCUACGCGGGCGUCCUCGCUCCCGCGCUUCGCCGUUGCCGGAAGGGGCGCCGCGCCUUCCGCAUCUUGGAGGAUAACGACCCCACGGGGUACAAGAGCAAGAAGGCCGUUGACUGCAAGCGGGGUCUCAAGAUCACCCCCAUCAAGUUCCCCAAGUAUUCCCCGGACUUGAACCCCCUCGACUAUUUCCUCUGGGCGGAGGUCAACCGGCGAAUGGCAGAGCAGAGCGCGCCGGCCAACGAGUCUCAGAGCGCUUACAAGGCGCGCCUCAGGCGCGUCGCCAUGGGCAUCCCGAAGAGCGUCAUCAGGGCAGCCGUGGCUAAGUUGAAGACGAAGGCGGCGGAGGUCGUCGUGGCCGAGGGAGGCAGGAUCCCGAGCGAUUGA